AUGUUCUCAUUUUCGAAGUCGCAGAUUUCCAAUGUCAACGGCCGGUUACUGAUGCACAAGACGCCACCAUCAUUGAUUGUCAACGAUCCGAUGUGUGGUAAUGGCUUCCGGGAGAGAACAAGCAGUUGGGAUAUCAGGGCAUUCUUCGCCAAGCCACGCAUAAGUAGCCGCUUCACAUCGAACUUUUUCAUCCCCGUGAUCAGGGCUAGCAGGCUUAUACGGGAGGUCAACGCUUGCAAAGCACUUACAGUCUCAUUCUGCCUUGCCUCUGAUUAUUUAUUCGUAAAAUCACUACCACGAGCUAGUCCGAUUGGGUGGCCAGGAAAGCAAAGUAGUAGCCUAGCGAGCAGGCGGCGGCCUCAGCCCACACUCGUCAAAUUGGGACGAAAUAAUCUACUUCCAACUCGGACUUUUGUCGACAGGACGGACAGACGGCAAACCUCUUUACCACCUCGCCAAACUAACCACAACAGGGUCAAGAUGAGUCACCGGAAAUUCGAAGCCCCUCGGCACGGCUCUCUUGCCUUCCUUCCGAGGAAGCGCAGUGCGAGACAUCGGGGAAAGGUUAAGAGCUUCCCCAAAGAUGACCCCAAGAAGCCGGUCCACCUCACUGCCGCCAUGGGCUACAAGGCUGGCAUGACCACCACCGUCCGCGACCUUGAGCGUCCUGGUGCCAAGAUGCACAAGAAGGAGAUUGUCGAAGCUGUCACCAUUGUUGAGACACCUCCGAUGAUCGCUGUUGGUGUUGUUGGAUAUAUUGAGACUCCCCGAGGCCUCCGAUCCCUCACAACCGUUUGGGCCGAGCACUUGAGCGACGAGGUCAAGAGACGAUUCUACAAGAACUGGUACAAGAGCAAGAAGAAGGCCUUUACGAAAUAUGCCAAGAACCACUCUGAGAACAAAGGUGCCUCCGUCGCGCGUGAACUCGAGAGAAUCAAGAAAUACUGCACUGUCGUCCGUCUGCUCGCCCACACCCAGAUCCGCAAGACCCCGCUCAAACAGAAGAAGGCCCACCUCAUGGAAGUCCAAGUGAACGGCGGCAGCGUCGCUGACAAGGUCGAUUUCGCUCACGGCCUGUUUGAGAAGCCCAUUGAGAUUGAUACCAUCUUCGAGAAGGAUGAGAUGAUCGAUGUCAUUGCAGUUACCAAGGGCCAUGGAUUCAAUGGCGUCACUAGCCGAUGGGGAACCAAGAAGCUUCCUCGCAAAACGCACAAGGGUCUGCGAAAGGUUGCUUGUAUUGGUGCCUGGCAUCCGUCACACGUCCAAUGGACUGUUGCCCGAGCUGGUCAAGACGGUUAUCACCACAGAACCUCCUGCAACCACAAGAUCUACCGUAUCGGCAAGGGUUCCGAUGAGGGCAACGCCUCGACUGAAUUCGACGUUUCGAAGAAGCAGAUUACACCAAUGGGCGGCUUUGUCCGAUAUGGCGAGGUCAAGAACGACUACGUCAUGAUCAAGGGAUCCGUCCCCGGUGUCAAGAAGCGGGUUCUCACUCUGAGAAAGACGCUUUACCCACAGGUCAGCCGCAGGGCGUUGGAGAAGGUCGAGUUGAAAUGGAUCGACACCUCGUCGAAGUUCGGGCACGGAGCAUUCCAGACGCCAGCCGAAAAGCGGGCCUUCAUGGGCACCCUCAAGAAGGAUCUUGUUACUGCUGCAUGAAUUUCCUAAUAAAGAAAAUCAAGAUAUUAAAAUAUUCUGGUUCUGUUUCCAUUUUAUGCUGGCCUAGCUUCUGUCAGACUUACUUGCCUUGUUAUUACCUUUUUUUCCCCCUCAAUCGGUCGGUGCAGGUGCAAAUGAAUAUUUCUUUUCCACUUCUUAUUGAUAUAAUCAAUACCUGAUAACUUCCCCAUUUCAUCUGCCCUUGCCGCUCGUUUCAUUACGCCUGAAUAAAAUGAGAGUGUAAGAAGCUUUUGCGGGCAAGGUAUAAGUGAAGACAAAUGGAGUCUGGUAAAGGAUGAGACCAAUCAUCCUGCACCGUAAAAACCCGCAAACAAAAGUAGCCUGUUCUCUUGAUGCCUUGUUGUUCUUGGACCGAUCUACCUUUUUAUAGCCGCCCGGAGUGAAGCUUCAUAGAAUCCGUCUGAUGUACGCCGUUCACUGCCAGCGAUUUCCUUGCCUUGUAUAGAUACGCAAAUAAUACAAUGCGCCAUCUUUC
Messenger RNA from Histoplasma capsulatum G186AR, 2155 nucleotides. RefSeq names its product large subunit ribosomal protein L3. Gene Ontology annotation, molecular function: structural constituent of ribosome; RNA binding. Gene Ontology annotation, biological process: ribosomal large subunit assembly; translation. Bases 1 to 1659 code for a protein of 552 amino acids. The record is from RefSeq and is a predicted model, not a curated record. NCBI's taxonomy places the organism in Eukaryota, Fungi, Ascomycota, Eurotiomycetes, Onygenales, Ajellomycetaceae. The transcript has 10 exons. Gene Ontology annotation, cellular component: ribosome; cytosolic large ribosomal subunit.